GCCGGCCGGCCGGCCCCGGGCAUGGCCAGCGCGCAGCAGGGCGAGAAGCAGCUUUUCGAGAAGUUCUGGCGAGGCACCUUCAAAGCCGUGGCCACGCCGAGACCCGAGAGCGUCAUCGUCGCCAGCAUCACCGCCCGCAAGCCGCCGCCGAGCAGCGAGACACCGAGCUGCCUGUCAUGCCCAACGGAGGAGAGACACUUGGAAAAGCCGAGUGGAACCGCAGCUCAGGAAGCCUCCAGCACCAAUGGCUGUGUGAAAGAAAAGGACAGCAGACAGUACGCCCAUCACAGAUCCCGCAGCCCCUCACACGAUGAGGAGUACACGCCACCACCCCCAUCCCGGGGGAAGAAAAAGAAAAAGAAAUCCACACGUAAGAAGAGGAGGAGGUCUCCAUCGUAUAGCCCCUCGCCUGUGAAGAAGAAGAAGAAGAAGAAAAGCUCAAAGAAACGAAAAAGAAACAGGUUAUCUUCAAAGAAGAGAAGACACAGUUCCUCAAGCCCAAAAAGUAAAAGAAAGGAAGAAAGAAAACGCAAAAAACAAUCUCGUAGCCGGCCACGAAAAUCCCACCGCCACCGCCGCUACCACUCUCGCUCGGAGAGCUCCGAUUCCCUCUCCUCUAGCUGCCAAAGCAGGCACAGAGCCAGGUCUCGGGAGGAAGGCCACAAAGCAAGACGAAGAUGCUCCCAGCACUGUUCAAAGAGCACUGAGAAGCGAAGCAUCUCUGCAGAGGGUCAGGCCAGCCAUUCCCCCCGCCAAACCCUUCAGAGCUACAGCUUCCUCUCAGCUAAGGAAGUAAUCUCAAAGUCAGGGUCAUCUGCUGACCUCUUUACCAAAACAGACAGCCCGCUUGGCAACCUAGCCAGUCGGAAUGGAGGGGCUCAUGAAUCUGACUCAGGAAACGAUACUUCCUCCCCUCCCUCCACUCAGACAAGCUCAGCCAGGCCAAAGGACAGCCAGGAGCAAAGAAGCCUAGCCCACAAUGGCUUUGGCCAUGCCUUCUCACCUGGGAAGCCCAAAAUGACCAACAGUGAUAACAGCUCUGAUUCGGGAAAUUCCUUCACCAGUUGCUUUUCCCAGAGCAAGGGAACAACUUUGGAAAAUCUCUCUCCAGAUGCCCAGGGACAGGACCAAAGAAGUUUCCUGCCCCCGUGUCUCACGUGCUCGGAGAUGAAGAAGCAGACCCACCUACAUUCCCCAGACCGCAGCUCCCCACUGAGACCAUGCUCCCGCAGAGAGUCGUACACCAGCACAGGGCAGUCCUCCCGUGGCUCCAGUCGCUCCGCCCACUCCCGCUCAUUGCAUCAUCAGGCCACGCCCAGGUACUCCCGAAGCAGAUCCUACUCCUCAGGGAAAAGGUCCUAUUCAUUUUCCCCCAGCUACUCAUCCAAGUCCUGUAAAAGAAGCCCUGGAAGCAGGAACUCAAGAUCACGUCGUAGCCCCAGUUAUUCCCGCUACAGCCCCAGCAGGGACCGCGCGAGAGAGCACACAUAUGGCUCCAGCGAGAAGGAGUCCCAGAGGGAGCGGAACAGGCGGCGGCGGAGGUCCUACUCGCCCAUGAGGAAACGCAGGAGAGAUUCUCCCAGCCACCUGGAAGCUCGCCGCAUCACGAGUGCCCGGAAACGCCCCAUCCCAUACUACAGGCCCAGUCCUUCCUCCUCCAGCAGCGUCAGCAGCUGUUCCUCCUGGUACAGUAGCAUCAGCCGCUCUCCUGGCCGCAGCCGCAGCUACUCCAGCGACAGGAGCAGCCGGAGCAGAAGCUGGAGCAGCAGCAGUGACAGCGGCCGAAGCCGGAGCCGGAGUUCGGGCCCAAGGAGCAGCCACAGCAGGAGCAGGAGUUACGACUCUGCGGACAGCUAUGACAGCCUGCGACGCUAGGGCGUCCCCCUCCCUGCCACCUGCAUGGGGGUUGUCUCUUUCAAUUCCUCUCUCCUCCAGCCUCCCCGGGGAGAGCUUAUUCGUUCAUGUUUCUGUUGUGGCAUCCACCAGCGCCCUGUUGUGCUGGGCACUGCACACAUAGAGGCAGCCCCAGAGAACACGUGGGCAGAGAGGGAGGGUCCGUGCAUUGCAGCGGCUGUGUUGAUUAUAAACCAGCCUCCCCCACCCAUUCCUUGCCUAUCUCCAGGGAAGCAUUUCCUAGGGGCUAAUCCAGGGAGUGAGUUUAGUUCCUUGCUUUUCCCUGGCCAGCAGGCAGCAAGCACCGAUUGUUUGGUUGGGGGAGAGGGAAAUAAUGUAAAGGAAACUCUCUUCAAGGCUUUUGGGCCAGGCAGGAAGUCUGGCCCUGCUUCUAUUGAGGUCAAUGGCAAAGCUUCCCUUAACUCCAGGGUGGAGCCCCCCAAGUGCUGCAGUGUGGCCUCUCCCCUCCGAAGGGAAAAACCAGAGGCUUCUGCAGGAUCACUUCACCUUCCUUGGAGGUGGCUUUCCCACUGUGCCCCUCCCCCGGGGAAGAAUAUUCAGUCCCCAGGGAU
Molecule: messenger RNA, 2465 nt
Organism: Gopherus flavomarginatus (Mexican gopher tortoise)
Lineage: Eukaryota; Metazoa; Chordata; Testudines; Testudinidae
Gene: SRRM4
Product: serine/arginine repetitive matrix 4
Exons: 13
Coding region: 22-1875 (617 amino acids)
Biological process (GO): mRNA processing; neuron maturation; regulation of RNA splicing
Cellular component (GO): nucleus
Molecular function (GO): mRNA binding
Source: RefSeq, a predicted model, not a curated record